Molecule: messenger RNA, 1544 nt
Organism: Gossypium arboreum
Lineage: Eukaryota; Viridiplantae; Streptophyta; Magnoliopsida; Malvales; Malvaceae
Exons: 5
Coding region: 345-1271 (308 amino acids)
Biological process (GO): regulation of asymmetric cell division
Source: RefSeq, a predicted model, not a curated record
UAUUGAUAUUUAAUAUUGUGAGCUGUCCAUUUAUUUCUUAACCUUUUUUGCUUUUUCUUCCCUUUUUCAACUGCCCUCAAUUCCUUUAACCAUCCCAUUGGCUGAUUUGUAUUUUAGCUUUUUUUUCUAUUAUUAUUAAUCACUUGUUUAUCACGGAAGAAAGUGCAGAAAGUUUUCUGGGUUUUUCCUUUGCUUACUCAAGGGGAUGAAUUAGUCUCUAAUUUUCAAUAAUUUGAAAGAAACAGCCUUUAUUCAGAGAUGGGACAUACUGGUAACUGCAGAUAUUUAAGAGAACAACUUGUUUUUGCUAAGAAUUAGUACCAGCUGGAUUACAUUAACUUGGGAUGAGAACAUAUAAGGCGAAGACCAAUAUAGAAGUUAAUGGACAAAAGGGUGAUGGAGGAAUCAAGAACCAUGGAGUUAAUGAUUUCAUGGCUCGGAAGAAUCCGAUACAAGGAGCAUCGUAUAUGGCAAGUCCUAGUGAAGUAGAAAGACGAAAGGAAGAAAACAAAGCUCAUAAUAUGAGCGAGACCUUUUUGGCAUCUGAUGCGCCGGAGCUGGUUGUAUUUAUUCAAGAGAGUGAUUAUCAGUCAAUCAAGGAUAUUUUCAUAGACAGGGAAGUUCCUUCGCGGAAUCGAUUAAAGUAUAAGGGUAUCUAUUCCAAGUAUAAUACAGAUGCGAAUGGUGAUAGUGAAGAACCUGGAAAAUCUCUUAGUAUAAUGUCAUCUAUUUCCAAUGAGAUUGAACAAGAUUUUCAGAAUUAUGCAAGGAAAAGGCAUGCUCUUGAGGACUUAAUGAAGGAUGAUGAUGAUGAAGAUUCCGAUGGAAGAGACGUUCACUCGCAUGAUAAGACUACCAUGAGCAACCUAGAGGAAUUUUUACAAGGUUCAGAGUGUCAACAGCCUCAUAAAACCGAAGGCUUACAGAGAAGCCUAACAGGUCCGAAUCAAAACAUCAUUAACGAAAUGGCUUCUGGUGAUUGUGGUUCCAUUGCAGCAAGUCCGAUACCAUGUUCCGGUAGCAUGUCUCUGCGGUCAAGUAGUAGCACUGCCAGCUCUCAUUCAUUUGCUUUUCCCAUGUUGCCAACGGAAUGGAACGGCAGCCCGGUGAGAAUGGCAGAAGCUGACCCGAGACGGCCAAAGAAGCACCAAAGUUGGAAAACCUGUUUUCUCUGCUGUAUGUGGCUCUUUAAUUGCUUCUUUUGUACCAACAGCAAUUCUUUUUUUUUUUUUGAAAUAGUACCAACAGCAAUUCUAAUUCCUCAUAUCUGAUACAAUUUUCAUUUGUAAUGCUAUGCAGGAUUCUAAAAACAUCAUAAUUUUCAACAAUGGUGUCAUAUUAGAAAGAUAAAAUUAGCAAUGACGUUUGUCAAUUGUCAUACAGAGUGUUCUUUUACCUUCCAACAUUAUCAUUCAACAAGUUGUGAAGUCUGUUGGGUGCAAAAACAAAUAAGACAAAGCUUGUCCCUUUUUCUUUCUUUAUACUGUCAAUGACUGAUACAAAAAAAAGUUAAUAUUUAUACAAGUCAGUUCUGUUUUUUGUCA